GAUUUGAAAUUCAUCUGAGCGUAUUCAAAUUAACCAAAAUGACAUACAAUUACGUUAUCAGGGAUCUUCCGAUUUACAAAGCAGCCUUGCUUGAUGAUUGGGAAUCUGUAAGUCAAAUCUUCAAACAAGAUCCAGACUUGAUGACCAAACAGAUUGGCUACUGGUCAGAGACUCCGCUAAUCAUAGCCGUGGGAACGAAUCGCUCGCAACGUUUCGUGAAGAAGUUGGUGGAACGUAUCAUUGAAGUUGGUGCAGCUGAUAAGUUGUUUACUGCGACUUGGGGUGGAAGCAACCCGUUGCAUUAUGCUGCUAAGGUUGGAAAUCUGAUGGCUACAAUGCUUUUGGUGGAGCAGAAACCUUCUAUGACCCGUGUUCCAAAUCCCUACGGUAAUACGCCAUUGAAACUGGCCGCAUGGCAUGGAAACAAGAAAACGCUUCAAUAUUUGUUGACCGUGACUCCGGAUUUGCCACCACCUGGUAGUGAGGAAGGGACUGGUCCGUACACCGGAGUUGCUGGUGGCGAUCUCAUUACUCUUACAAUUAUGGCUGGAUUCUAUGAUGUGGCGUUGAAAAUAAUUGAUAUGCACCCAAACAUCGUGCUUGAAUCUGAUAGGAACAGCGAAACGGCUUUGCAAGCACUAGCUAUGAAACCCGAAAAUUUUCUUAGUGGAAGCAGGCUUGGAUUUUGGGGUCGUCUCAUCUAUUCAUUGAUCCCUAUAAAGAAGAGUCAAGAUGCUCGUAAAGUCAACAUCUUCUUAAGUAUUUUCAAUAAGCUUGUUGCUGGAUUUUGGAGGGGCCUUCAUUUCGUGGCUCCAGCAAUCAAGAACAUCCAUGAUAGCAAGGCAAUGCAUGCUCAGAGCAACAUUCUUGUAAAGCGUAUAUGCGAAAUUCUUAUAGGAACGGAGGAUCAUGACAAAGUUUGGAAGAUUUUAGGAUCUGGGAUAACUACAGCAGUCAAAUACGGGGCUUAUGAACUUAUUGAGGAAUGUAUAUUAACUUACCCUGGCAUAAUCUGGUAUAGUGUCGAAGGGCUUUACAUGUUUCAUGCAGCAAUCAAGGAACGCCAAGAACGAGUAUACAAUCUUAUAUACCAAAUGUCUGAUCACAAAGUAUUUGUAGCAACUCAGCUUGAUAAGGAAAACGAAAAUGCAUUACACAUGGCAGCAAAGUUAGCCCCACCUCAUCGACUUAAUGUUGUUACUGGUGCAGCUCUGCAAAUGCAGCGUGAGCUUCAAUGGUUUAAGGAAGUGGAAAAGUUUAUAGAGCCCUCAUAUAAAGAAGCCUUGAAUACAGAAAAACAAACCCCAAGAAUGGUUUUCACUGAUAAACAUAAAGACUUACUUAAAGAAGGGCAGGAAUGGAUGAAAGAUACAGCGUCUUCAUGCACCGUAGUAGCAGCACUCACAGUGACAAUGGCAUUUGCAGCUGCAUUCACUGUCCCUGGUGGAAACCAAGAUAAUGGGAAACCUUUGUUCUUAGAUGAUGGAGUUUUUAUGCUUUUUAUCGUAUCAGAUGCCAUUGCCUUAUUCUCUUCAACUACUUCAGUGUUGAUGUUCUUAGGGAUACUUACUUCACGAUAUGCAGAAGGUGACUUUCUCUAUGCGCUACCAAAGAGAAUGACGAUUGGACUCGUCUCUUUAUUCUUAUCGUUAGUAGCCGCUAUGAUAGCAUUUAGUGCGACCAUAACGCUUGUGGUUCGCGAUAAAGUAACAUGGAUUGCAGCUCCAGUCGUUAUAGCAACGAGUAUUCCAGCAUGUUUGUUUGCGUUGUUGCAAUUUCCUCUACUCGUGGAACUUGUUUAUUCCACAUAUGGACCAAGCGUUUUUCGCAAACAGAAUGAUCGAUGGAUGCAUUAGCUAUAUGUCAAUUUGUGUGUGUGUGUUUUUCUUGGACAAGAUGUUGCAAUGUAUUAAUUGUCCCGCAUUGAAUUUAUGUGUGAAAUA
Messenger RNA from Lactuca sativa (garden lettuce), 1943 nucleotides. RefSeq lists its product as uncharacterized. Gene Ontology annotation, molecular function: protein binding. NCBI's taxonomy places the organism in Eukaryota, Viridiplantae, Streptophyta, Magnoliopsida, Asterales, Asteraceae. Gene Ontology annotation, cellular component: membrane. The record is from RefSeq and is a predicted model, not a curated record.